AUGGAUUUCGCCCCGGUAGUGCCAAAAAAGAAGUUGAACGAUGAAGAAAGAAAAGAUCUUAUGAAAAAGCUGGAUGAUGAGUUGGAUCAAUUUAUGGAUGAUAUGGCUGCAAGAAAGAAAGAAGAGAAUGUGGAGAAAAAACCUUUCGACUUUGAUGAAUGGUGUAAGGAGAUAGACCAGCAUCCAUGUUUUAUGACCGAUAAAUCGGAUAUUCAUAAAGCAUUAGAUGGUAAAUAUGGAGAUACAUUAGCUGCUUUACAAGCGCUCAAAUAUUCCGAGGAUGAUAUAGAAGACUUACAAGCUACUGCAGAAAAAAAUAAGAACGAAGGGAACAAACAUUUUGGUUUCAAGAAGUACCGAUGGGCAAUAGAUUGUUAUACAACCGGAAUCAAAGCUAAAUGCUUGGAUAAGAAACUCAAUGGGAUCUUGUACUGUAAUCGAGCAGCAGCUCACAAAUAUAUAGGAAACUUAAGAUCAGCGAUUCGUGAUUGUUCUUUCGGCCGGAAGUUUGAUCCCACUAAUCUUAAAGGGGUUGUAAGAGGUGCUGAAUGUCUCAUAGAAUUAGGAUAUGGAAAUCAGGCAAUUAAAUGGAUUGACAGCAGCAAAAAACUUUUCGCCGUUCAGAAAGAAUUAGAAGAAAAUGGCCAAGUCACAGAUGCCGAGAAAAAACUGUUGGAUCAAUUAGAAGUUUUAUAUGAAAAGGCGGGAGAGGUUUCCGCUGUUGAAGAAAGAAAUGCUAGGAGAGCUAGAGCUCAGGAAAAAAAAGAUAAUGAGGAGAAAGCUAAAUUACUAAAGGCAUUGGAAGAAAGAAAAUUGAACUUACGACCUCGUGUGCCUUUCGCUCGGCCAGAACUUCUUGAAUGGUCUAUGCUAACAGCAAGCCUACCUCAGCUUCACGAACAUAAAAUUGUGUCAUUCGAUGAAAAGGAUAAUCUUCAGUGGCCUGUUCUUGUGCAAUAUCCAGAGGUUGGAGAAGUUGAUGUUCUCACUGAAGUCGAUGAAAACACAGAACUCGGUGAUCUACUUAGUGCUGUUCUCGGUUCCACUGCCGAAUGGGACGUUGAGAAAAAGUUCAGAUUUGACAACGUGAGAUACUUCAUUGGAUCAGAAUUCGAUGAAUAUUUAAUGGAAAUUCAUGAAUGGAUGCCUUUCAAAACUAUUUUUUCAACUCCUGGUUAUCAAAUUAGACAAGGGUUACCUGUUAUUAUGGUUUACACAAAAGAAAAAGCUGAUGAAUCGUUCGAGUUGGAAGAUAAUAAUCAGUGGAGAUUGAAAUAG
Messenger RNA from Auanema sp. JU1783, 1278 nucleotides. Lineage: Eukaryota; Metazoa; Nematoda; Chromadorea; Rhabditida; Rhabditidae. The record is from the annotation of a GenBank genome assembly.